AUGAGCAGUGGAAGCGGGUACCUGCUUUCGGAACCGGAACCGCCUCAGAACUGCCGGUUCUGGAACCGGAACUGCCGUAGGCGGUUCCGGUUCCGGUUCCUAAAGUCUCAGAACCGCCUUAAGCGGUUCCGGUUCCAAUUCUCAUUUUUUAAAAACCGAUACCCGCCGGUUCCGGUUCCAAUACCGGUCACACUCCCCUCUCGCUAUCAUAACUUCGUAUUUCGUAAGGUGCCGACACAGCGACACUCCAAUCUCCCGUCUCGCAAUCCUUUGAUUCCCUGGAGUAGAUUAGUAGAAGACGAAGGUAGACAUUGGACUCAUUCGAUUCUUAGACCCCCGCUUAGUCGCUCACGUUGUUUUGUCUGUUUAAUCGACGAACGAAGAAAGCUAAUUGCCGAUGCAAUCGCCGACCAUCGCUGUUCAACAAUGGAAAGUAGUCGAAUUGAUGUUGACUUGGAUGGUGAAAGUGAGGCUGUUGAGCAAAACAAAGUGUCGGUAGUUGGGGACAAAAGGACAUCAAACGCUUGGCGCAACUACACAGAUGUUAGAGAUCCAAAGACGGGCAAGAUUGUAAAGGCGCAAUCCAAACAUUGUUCCAGAAUCUUGACAGUUACUACAAAAAAUGGUACAUCAUCUUUGGGUAAACAUACUGCUUUUUGUAUCCCAUCACGUUUCACGGUUGCUAGAGAUAUUAGUAAAGUGUUUCUUUGUGAGACGGAGCAAUUGAGAAAUGCCUUGAAAAGUUUGAAUUCUAGGAUUGCUCUUACUACUGAUUGUUGGACUUCUGUGCAAAAUUUAAGUUAUAUGUGUUUAACUGCUCAUUUUAUUGAUGAUAAUUGGAAAUUACAUAAAAGAAUUUUGAAUUUUCGUAAUAUUGAUAGUCAUAAAGGAAAAGAAAUCGGGAAAGAAGUAGAAUCUUGUAUUCUUUAUUGGGGUAUUGAAGAGAAGUUAUCUUGCAUCACUGUAGAUAAUGCAAGUGCUAAUGAUGUAGUUGUUGCUCAUAUAAAAGAUAAUCUAAUGGAUAAACUUGUCUUAGGAGGUGAGUUUUUCCAUAUGAGAUGUGCCACCCAUAUUUUAAACUUGAUUGUUAAAGAUGGUCUCGAUUUGAUUAAAGAUGCCAUUGUUAGGAUUAGGGGUGCAGUUAGAUAUGUUAGGAGCUCUACAGUAAGAUCAAAAUUGUUUGAUACUUGUGUUUCAAAAUCAAAAAUUUCGAGUAAAGCAUCGGUAUCUCUUGAUGUACCAACACGGUGGAACGCCACUUACAUUAUGUUGGAAACGACACUUAAGUUUGAGAGAGCUUUUAAAAGAAUGAGACAAGAAGACCCCGCAUUUGAGAAAGAUCUUAAAGAUGGAUUUCCAUCCCAAAAAGAUUGGGAAAGUGCUAGAAAUUUAUCUCUUUGUUUGAAGCAGUUUUUUGAAGCCACGAAAAGGAUGUCGGGAACUUUGUAUGUUACGGAUAAUAUGCAUUAUCAUGAGAUAUUAGGUGUACUUGCUUCCUUGUUGGAGUGGACACAAGAUGAAGAUAUCAAUAUUGUUCUUAUGGGUGAUCAAAUAAGGAAAAAGUUUGACAAAUAUUAUGGAGACUUUGGAAAAACAAAUGUGAUGGUGUUAGUUGCGGUUGCACUUGAUCCAAGGUAUAAGAUGAGGUUUGUGAAGUUUUCUCUAAGAAAAAUCUAUCCUUUAGACUUCAAAAAGGUUGAAGAGCUAUAUUCUCAAGUGUUUGAGGUUUUGAAUCAACUAUAUAAUCAUUAUUCUAAUGUUUCUUCAAGGGGCAAGAAUGAUGGUUCUAGUUCUUUCAAUACAAAUGAUAAUGAUGGUCAAAGUUUUGAUGGUGUGGUUAAGAAUAAGCAAAUGAGAAAAAUAUAUGAUGAGUUUUUUGAAAAUGAUGUUGAAGAUGCUAUGGAAAAAUCUGAAUUGGAGGAAUAUCUUGAUGCUCCACCCGAAAAAAUGAAUAAUGAAACAUUUGAUAUUUUGAAGUGGUGGAGUGACAAGUGCACAACAUACAAGGUGUUAGCAUCAAUGGCAAAGGACAUUCUAGCCAUUCCGGUUUCUACGGUUGCUAGUGAGUCCACUUUUAGUACAUCCGGACGUGUGGUUGAUGACUUUCGUAGUAAUUUGCUUCCAAAAACGGUGGAAGCUUUGAUUUUUACUCAAGAUUGGUUAAGGGCAUCAAAUGUUUGUAUUGACCUUGAACAGUUACUGGAAGAUGUGGAAAAAUAUGAGGAAGAAAUCAGUCGCAAUAUGGAAGAUACACAUGGAGGGAAUAAGUAG
This is a messenger RNA of Lactuca saligna, 2271 nucleotides long. The record is from the annotation of a GenBank genome assembly. NCBI's taxonomy places the organism in Eukaryota, Viridiplantae, Streptophyta, Magnoliopsida, Asterales, Asteraceae.